AUGAAUUUCACGGCGCCCCAAACGGCACCACCAAUCGACUGCCGGAACUAUCUACCACCGUUGCGGCAAUACUAUGCAGAGUACGCCAUCUCCUUGUGUCUAUCGUUGACCGUCGGCUGCAUCAUCUGGCUGUGGGUGACGUACGUGUUUGUGCAAGUAAUCAGACUAAUCAAGCGCCAGACCGAGAAGAACCAGGUGAUGGUGCUAAUCAUUGCCAAUGCGGUGUAUUUUACGGUGGUUACGUUCAACGUGGUGGCACUGCUAAUACCGCACGUGGCGGUCGUCUGCGACGUAGUGUCGUUCGUGGCGUUUUGCUGGUGUAUUUUGGUGUUUUUUCGCUAUCUCAAAGAAUCGGUUGGCGGUGAUACGGCCAUUAUUGAGCUGUACGAAACCAAGGCAAUCCAGCCGCCCCAAGUGUGUCCAUGCUUUCGAUUCAUCUACGACAAAAAACGACAGCUGCGCGCUAUCCGGUUCGGAAUUAUGCAGCUACCUAUUUACAACAGUGUUGUCGCUAGUAUUCAAUUAAUCAUUUUCUCGUUUGAUAAGGAUUUAUUCUUCGAUGCGUUCUAUGUAAUUUUACCAUUCAUAAUAGUGUCGAUCGUAUUCUACGUUGGAUCAUCGGUUUCGUUCAUUAAAACAGUGGCUCCACUCUAUCCCGACAACCCGAUCUUUAAACGAUUCUUUCUGCUACAGUUGGUGCUUCUCAUCACCAAACCGCAGAUCAUCAUCCUUGAGCUCAUCUACAACCUGGUCACGUUCGAAUGUACUGUAGCUGGCGAGCCCAAAGUGUACGCAAACAUGAUAAAACAAACGUUGAUACUUAUCGAAGUCGCAGUAGUCGCCAUUUUUUCGUACAAAUUCUACACCACCGCGCAACAACAGCAACCGAAAGGGGAGAAGUCGGGUGUAAACAAUACGGGAUAUGAGGCAUAA
Molecule: messenger RNA, 933 nt
Organism: Anopheles marshallii
Lineage: Eukaryota; Metazoa; Arthropoda; Insecta; Diptera; Culicidae
Exons: 7
Coding region: 1-933 (310 amino acids)
Biological process (GO): transport
Molecular function (GO): transporter activity
Source: RefSeq, a predicted model, not a curated record